Anopheles bellator is the source of this 4539-nucleotide messenger RNA. It is a transcript of the gene pds5, whose product is annotated as sister chromatid cohesion protein PDS5 homolog B. The coding region runs from base 15 to 3857 and encodes 1280 amino acids. The record is from RefSeq and is a predicted model, not a curated record. Gene Ontology annotation, biological process: mitotic sister chromatid cohesion; DNA repair. Gene Ontology annotation, cellular component: nucleus; chromatin. Lineage: Eukaryota; Metazoa; Arthropoda; Insecta; Diptera; Culicidae. The transcript has 7 exons.
UGCCACACACGACCAUGGCCGACAUCACAUACCCGGCUGGUUGCCGGCCCAUCAACGAGGAGCUCGGUCAGGACGAGUUGAUCCGGCGCCUUAAAACGCUCACGCACACGCUGCAGGCGAUGGGCCAGGACGAGGGCAUGUACACGCACUACAUUCCGCUUGCCGUUCACCUGGCGGACGAAUUCUUUCUCCAGCACCCAUCGCGCGACGUGCAGCUCCUGAUAGCGUGCUGUAUCGCCGACGUGCUGCGGGUGUACGCCCCGGAAGCACCGUACAAGGAUCAGGACCAGAUCAAGGGCAUCUUUAUGUUUCUGAUCCGCCAGCUGAGCGGGUUGCGCGACCCGAAGGAUCCCGCCUUCAAGCGGUACUUCUAUCUACUGGAGAAUUUGGCCUACGUCAAGUCGUUCAACAUGUGCUUCGAACUCGAGGACUGCCAGGAGGUGUUCUGCACGCUGUUUAGUCUAAUGUUCAAGAUUGUCAACGACGAGCACAGCCCGAAAGUGAAAUCGUUUAUGCAGGACGUCCUGGCGCCCCUGAUCACCGAGUCCGACUCGGUGUCGUACGAUCUGCUCGAUCUGCUGUACAUCAACAUCGUCGAACCGUUCAAGACGCAAAAGCGGAACGCGUACGAACUCGCCAAGGAACUGAUCGUCAAGACGUCCGACACGCUCGAAGUGUACACGCAGGCCUUCUUCAACCAAAUUCUCAUCCUGGACAAGUACGAGAAAAACUACCAGAUUAUGCCGAAAAUUUAUGACGUCAUCUACGAGCUCAACGUGAUCGCUCCGGGCAUCCUGCUGUCGGUGCUGCCUCAGCUUGAGUGUAAACUGAAAUCGUCCCAAGAAUCGGAACGCCUGCGAGCGGUCUCGAUGCUUGCGCGGAUGUUCUCCGAACGCGGCUCGACGCUGGCCAAGCAGUACGGUCCACUGUGGCGCCAGUUUCUAGGCCGGUUCUACGAUAUAGCCGUGCUGAUCCGGAUCAAGUGUGUCCAGAGCACGAUGCACUUUCUGCUCAACCAUGCGCACCUGCGCAAGGACAUCAUCGACAUACUGCGCAACCGGCAGCACGAUUCGGACGAGACCGUGCGCUACGAGGUGGUCAUGGCGAUCGUCGAGACGGCCAAGCGUGACUUUCAGAUCGUGUCGGAGUCGGAGGAUCUGCUCGAGUUCGUUAAGGAGCGUACGCUGGACAAAAAGUACAAGAUCCGCAAGGAAGCCAUGAACGGACUGGCACUGAUCUACAAGAAGUACCUCAGCGAUACGAACGUGCCGGAGGCGACGAAGAAGGCAGUCAACUGGAUCAAAGACAAGAUCCUGCACGGCUAUUACAUGACCGGGAUCGAGGAUCGGCUGCUAGUGGAGCGGCUGCUCAUUACCUGCCUCGUACCGUACCAGCUGCCGGCGGAAGUGCGCAUGAAGAAGCUCUACCAGCUGCUCGGUACGAUCGACGAUAAUGCCACGAAAGCGUUCAUCGAGCUGCAGAAAAAUCAGCUCAAAGUACGGCGUAGUGUCGCGGACUGGAUCAAGCUGCACCGUAUCAAGGAGAUAGGGACCGCACUGCAGAAAGAGAUGAACGUCAAAUGUUCAAACAUCGCCAAGCAGCUUCCCGAUCCGGUGAAGGCGCAAGAGUUUCUGCUCAAAUUUUCGGCCCAAAUGCGCAAAGAUCCGAAGCUACUCGCCGAAAUGGAGACGAUUCUGAAGCGGGACGUGUCGUGCAAGGAGUGCGCCGAUACGAUGGCGAUCGUGCUGAAGAAGCUCGGCCAACCGAUCCUCACCAACACGUACUACAACACGGUCAAGAUGCUGCUAGAGCGCAUCGCCUCGGUAAUGGUAGACAAGCAGUCAAUCGGUGUGCUGAUCACGUUGAUCCAGGCUUGCAUGAACGGUGGAACGGAGGUCAUCGAAGAGGUCACCCUACCGACGGAUUCUGCCGGAGAGCGGGGCCUCAAGCUGCUCACCGUGCUGGCUUACGUCUUUUCGGCGCACUUUCAGCACGAAGAAAUCCUUCGCCACAUGAUCGGGCUGUUGAGUUUCGACGAACCGUACGUUGCCCCGUACAUACUGAAGGCCUUCACGUACCUCGGACGCUACAAACCCCUGAUCGAUUCUCAUCCAGCCGUGCUGCGCGAGCUGGGUCCACUCUGCCGCGAGUUUGCGAUCGUCGGAACGCCCAAGCAAGCGAAACACGCCAUUCGCUGUAUGUUUGUCAACACACAAUCAUCAACCGCUGGUGGCUUGGCGGCGGCAAUUUCCAGUGACGGUGGUGCUGCAGGUGGCUCGGGGCCAGGUGGUUCCGAUCCUUCAGCGAUCGACAUUUUUCCCGAGAUCGUCGAAAGCCUGAAGGUAACACUGCACCCGCAAAGUGAGCACUACCGGACGGCAAUCGUGACGCUCGGUCACAUUGCGUACAAUUUGCCGGAAAAAUUCCACGUCCAGAUAAAGAACAUUAUUUCGCGCAAGAUCGUGAAGGAACUGCUGGUGAAGGAGACAGCCGACGGUCGGGUCGGGGUACCGGCGAAGGAGUGGUGCGACGAAGAGGAGCUGCCCGAAGAAACGCGCUGCAAGGUGGAGGGCCUAAAGACCAUGGCCCGGUGGUUGCUGGGGCUGAAGAAGGACGUGCUGUCGGCGCAGAAAACGUUCCGCAUGCUGAAUGCGUUCAUCAGCAAGAAGGGUGAUCUGCUGGAGCAGGGUGGAGCCCUGUCGGCAGCGGAAAAGUCCUGGCUUCGGCUGAGCGCCGGUAAAGCGAUGCUUAAAAUCUGCGAACAGAAGGGCGUCGGUGAUCAGUUCAUUGCCGAUCAGUUUUACAAUCUAUCGCAGCUUAUGACUGAUACGGUACCGGAAGUACGCGACACUUUCGUAAAGAAGCUGCACAAAGGUCUCAACAAGGGCGUCCCGCACAAGUGCCUGCCGCUUGAUUUCAUGGGCUAUUACGCUCUCGGUGGUCGGGAAACGGAUCGGAGUUUGCUGCAACAAAUAAAAUCAAACAUCGAAACGGACGUAAACCGACGGCGCGAAUACGUGAAAACGUUCGCCACAGUGGAACGAGCCAUGAGCCAACUGCCGCACAUCCUGCCCGAUUACAUGCUGGUGUUUGCAGUAACCGUUCUGACGCACGACCCACAAUUUACGCGCCCUUCCGACCCGGCUCAGCUACGUCAGAUCGAACGCUGUCUGUGGCUCGUCCUUGAGCCACUGGUCACCAACAAGGAAUUCUUCUGCCUUGGCUUCUACAAAAACCUGAUCGAGCGUAUGAAACACCACAAGGACGCCAUGAAGCCGGAUGAUGAAGAAACGAAUCAUAAACUCUGGGCCAUUUGUGAUAUAGCGACAGGGCUUAUACUCACCCGGCUCACUUCGUACGAUAUGCGCGAGUUCCCGGUGGAAGCUCGCAUUCCUUCGAUGUACUUUCAGCCACAGGCGGAAGACUUUCAAAACACACGCCAGUACAUUCCAGAUGACAUGUAUUGCCUGACAAACGACAUCGGCAGUAUGUCUGUGGUGUUUGUCGGCUCAUCAAAGUCCAAAACCUCACCCACUAUCUCUGGAGUUUCGCUUCCCGGAAGCACGACGCUGAACGACCGCAAGCAGCUUCUAGCGAAAAAUACUCGUAUCCCGCAACUGCAAAACGACGGCAGCGACGCUAACAAUGACGGGGAAGACAAGAACGGUACCACGAGUAGACGUUCGCGCAGUGGUACCGGAACACGUCCUGCUGCAACGGAUGCGGACGACGAUGAAGGCGAUGAAGAGCAAUCGGGCCACCGUGAAGAGGACGAUGAGGAUGACGACGAAGAAGAGGCAGUGGCGGGACCCCCACCGGCAAAGCGAGCGCACAAAACGGCCGACGAUAGUGCCUAAGAUGGGUGCACUCAUGCGGAGCACCAAACUACUGUAUGCUCAUGAACGUAAAAUACGGGACACGGCGGACACAUAUUAUAUUGUGUUCGGCAUUCGGCGAUCUUUUCCUUUUCUAAGUUAUUUGCAUAUUAUAUCACGAAUGAGAUGAGCUAGACGGAAAGAAGUUGCUUUAAGUCGCCAGCAUUUCUCCACACCGGGGAUUCAGAAGAAAGCAUGGGGCGAUACCGUGCAGCAACUCGACGACAUUAGCGUUUCGAUAGGUAGUAGCGUGUUUUAACAUAUAGGACGGCUUGAGUGGAACGUAUCAGUUAUAAGGAGUACUACGUGGAGGCAUAGUAAGAGCUUCAUUAUGAAAACAGUAAACACAGAGAGCGCAGCGUUAUGCUGUUCCGUGUUCCGUUCCGUGCUUUGUGAGUCCAUCGUACUGCAGAACUGCUACGGAGGUGUACGCGCGAUUAGUAUUUGUAUCGAGCACCUCCAUUCCGGGUGUCCGGCUUUUGAGUGGGCCCGACGCCGGAACCGCUCAGCCGUGGAACAUGUACAGUUUAGAAGAGACCGGAACAUUCUCGAUGAGAAAGUAGCGUGACUGAAGAUAAGUUACGAAAAUCAAAGCUAAGAAAUCGUGAAGAAUCUACUACAACAUAAACCUUACCCCACACAUAAGCACUUUCUGUCUUCGAUU